AUGAAAAACUAUAUCUUGACCAUUUUGGCUCUGUACGCCUCUAGGACUGUCUGUGCAGAGGGUCCUGAGAUGGGCCAGUUCGUUCAGAUUAACCAGGCUGCCGAGACACCAUGUCCGGAGAAACCAGGCGAAUGCAAGCCAAUUGGAAGCGUUCGCAUGAGUGUUGAUGUCGCCUGGAAGGGCGAAACGAGAGACUUCCCUACGUGCGAUGGUGUAUGCUAUGGUAUGGAAGGCAUCUGGAAGUACGGCAUCUCUAGCAUCCAACCUAGCGAAGGGCUCAAGUGUGAUCUGUUUGGGGAUUUACAGUGUCAGGACCGGAUUUUCGCGGGGAUGUCGAGCGGUGGAAGCAGUAACCUGUACAAUGAA
Molecule: messenger RNA, 366 nt
Organism: Aspergillus nomiae NRRL 13137
Lineage: Eukaryota; Fungi; Ascomycota; Eurotiomycetes; Eurotiales; Aspergillaceae
Exons: 4
Source: RefSeq, a predicted model, not a curated record